AUGGCGGGAAAGCGUAUCGUCUUCACUGGCGGAUCUGGCAAAGCGGGCCGCCAUGUCAUACCGGAGCUGCUCAAGAAGGGCUACCAAGUUCUCAACUUGGACCUUGUGCCCUUGUUGGACCAUCCCAAUGUUAUGACUCUAAAGACAGAUCUCACCGACAACGGCCAGGUCUUCAACGCCCUCACCUCACAUUUCAAUUUCGGCGGCUACGACGAUGGGCCCCCUCCUCAGCCACCAGAUGCUGUGAUUCACUUCGCGGCGUAUGCGCGGAAUAUGCUCGUCCCGGAUAAUGAGUGUUUCAAGGGGAACGUCAUCGCUACAUACAACGUUAUCGAAGCCGCCUGCAAGCUCGGUGUGAAAAAGAUCAUCAUCGCUAGCAGCGAGACGACCUACGGAGUCUGCUUUGCCCAAGGGGAUGUCGACUACCAUUCCUUCCCGUUGGAAGAAGACUACGAUACCGAUCCUAUGGAUACGUACGCGCUUUCCAAACUAUGCGGAGAGCGAUGUGCGAGAGGUUUCGCCCGGAGAUUUGGCGCCGACAUCUACGCCUUGCGAAUCGGUAACGUGAUCGAGCCGCAUGAGUACGAGCGCGACUUCCCAAAUUAUGUCAAAAAUCCAAGCUGCAGGAAGCGGAAUGCGUGGUCGUAUAUCGAUGCCCGAGACUUGGGUCAGAUAUGCGAUCUUUGCGUGAAGAAAGAUGGGCUCGGCUUUCAAGUUUUCAAUGCGACAAAUAACACAAUCACUACCACAGUGCCGACGGAGGAGUUCUUGAAGAAAGCAUGUCCGAACACGCCGAUCACGAGAGAGAUGGGUGAAUGGGAAGCGCCAUUGAGCAAUAGGAAAAUUCGAGAAGUGCUCGGGUUUCAGGAGGAGCACAAUUGGAGAAAAUAUUACCAGCCAUAG
Molecule: messenger RNA, 903 nt
Organism: Coniosporium apollinis CBS 100218
Lineage: Eukaryota; Fungi; Ascomycota; Dothideomycetes
Product: UDP-glucose 4-epimerase
Exons: 2
Coding region: 1-903 (300 amino acids)
Source: RefSeq, a predicted model, not a curated record